Molecule: messenger RNA, 2157 nt
Organism: Poecile atricapillus (Black-capped chickadee)
Lineage: Eukaryota; Metazoa; Chordata; Aves; Passeriformes; Paridae
Biological process (GO): activation of protein kinase B activity
Cellular component (GO): Golgi apparatus; plasma membrane
Source: RefSeq, a predicted model, not a curated record
GAAACAGCGGGGGCGGGACCGAGGAGCCCGCGGGGUCACGGUGGAGCCUCGGAGCGAGAGCCGUGAGGGGGAAGCACGAAGGGGUCGGAGCGGGAGCGCGGUCGGCGCUAGGACCGAGCCUGAGCGGCCGCAACGCGCAGGGGCGGCCAUUCCUCCUCCGCCCGCAUUCCCGACGCUUUCCCAUUCCCAUUCCCGCUCCCCAUCCCGGUGACAUUUUCGGGAUCGACUCCUGGAAAAACCUCGGGAUCCAUGGAAGAGCCAUUCCCAGAGGAAAAGGACGAGGAAGGGGGAAAAGCGACGUUGAACAUCGACCUGGAUUUUUUUCUGUGCCCACAUGGAAAUGCUUCGCGAUCCCGAAUUUACAUCCAAAAUUUUAGGGAAUUCCUUCCUAAACCUCUCAACUUCCAAGAAAUCCUGGAAUAUUCUCAUUUCCUGCAGGAAUUCCUGGAAUGACAUCAGGAAAAUCUCUGGAAUUCACCUCUCCACUGUUUCUUGGCCUCAUCCCAAGCUUUUAUUUCCUUCUCCUCUGGAUAUUUUUAGCUCUGGGUGUGGCCAUGCCUGGAUUGAAUCCAAAAAAUCCAAGAACUUCCUGAAACUCCGGAGAUAAAAUCCAACAGAAUCCGGAGCCAAAUUCCAGGAAUUUCUUCCUCCAUCUCAGGAAUUCCAUGGAAAACCCGGCCUUCGAGAUGCACGGCGCGACCCCUCCGGCUUUUUCCAGGAGCAAAGAGGAAUUCCAGAGCAAAGGGAAAAGCUCCACGAUGAAAUUUUUCCUGCUUUGUCUCCUGGCUUCCAUCAUCACCACAUCCCUGGGAAUUCUGAUCCUUUCCCUGAUUUUUGGGAAUUGUUGGGAAUUUCCGAAGGAUUCCGGAGGGAAUGAAGAGCUUGGAAAGGAAAUGGAGGAAAAAACGGAUCCAAAAUUUCGGUUUUUGUAUCAUUUGAGGGAAUCUAAGAUCUAUAAAUACCAAGGAGGAGAAAUCCAAUGGGCUCGAUUCCGACGGGAUCCCCGGGAAUACGAAAACCCGGAAGUUCGGGAAUUCGGGAAAAGCCUCAAUUUCCAUAAAUCCCAAAUAACUUUGGGAAUGUUGAGGAUCCGGAGCCGGGGACUGCGAGCUCCUCACUGGCAUUUCAAUGCCAACGAACACGGAUUCCUGCUCCAGGGCUCUGCAUGGAUCGGGAUCCUGGGACCAGAUCAUUCCCAAGCCGUCACCUACAACGUCACCGAGGGUCAGGUGGUUUUUUUCCCGAAGAAUUCCGUUCAUUGGGUGAAAAAUGUCGGAAAAGAGGAUUUGAUUUUCCUGCUUUUCUUCUCCACUCACGAGGAAUUGUUGACUUUGGAUGUGGAUGAUGUUUUCUUCUCCACCCCCGAGGAUGUGGCAGCUCGAGCCUUGAAGCCAAAGGGAGGCGUUGGAUUCAUCAGAACAUUCCAGAAACCCGGAGAGGAUCAAAGCAUCAACCUCCCCAAAAACCUGGAUCAGCUCAUCCACAAUUCCACCUUCCCCCAAUCCCCGGAUUCCCAGGUCUGGAAAUUCUUCUACGAUCUCCCAGGAUCUCCGGAAUUUCCGUUCCCGGGAGGAAUUUUCCGAUGGGCGAGAUUCCGGAAAAACGGGACGGGAUUGACGGAAAAUCAACGGAUCUUCAGCCAAUCGCUGCAUGAGCACGAGAACAGCCUGACCUUGGCCACGCUCCGGAUUUUUGGGAAUCAUUUGGGAAUUCCUCAUUUCCACUUCAACGCCAACGAGAUGGGAGUGGUGAUCAGCGGCUGUGGACAGGUGGGCGUGGUCCUUCCCGAAGGCUCCUCCCUGUUUUCCGUCGGCAUCGGUGACGUCGUUUUCUUCCCGCUGGGAUCCCAACAUUUCAUCCAGAGUUUCUGCCAGGAAGAUUUGCUCCUCGUGCUCGCCUACAACACUGGAAACCAGCUGGAGACGCUGAGGAUGAAUCAAUAUUUCCCUGGAAUUUCCCAUCAAAUCCUGGCUCAACUCUUCCACAAAAACCAGGAAGAAUUCCAGAAAAUUCCCAAAAAUUCCCGUUAAUUCCAGGAAUUCUCCUCAUGGGAAAAAAAAAAUUGGGAAAAAUCCCAAAAAAUUUAAAAAAAAUUUGGAAUUUUGAGGCUUUGGAAAUGAAUAAGAAAAUUGAAUUUUUUCGUGGUUUUAUCCUGAU